AUGGAGCCCGGUGGAGCCAGUGUAUUCCUGGGAAGCGGCUGCGGGUUCACCCUGGCAGAGUCCCGGCGCAGCGCUGCGCCCCCGAGUCCCCUCCCCCUCCCGCCGUCCAGAGCGGCUACGCCAUCGGGGCGGGGCUUCCGAGGGAAGUUGAGGGCGGGACUUUGGGUCCUCAGAGCCCGGGCUCGGGCAGGGCGCUGGGUGCCGCACGAUGCUACCCAGCUGGACGCGAACCCCGAGGGAGAUUCCAGCUAUUUCCAGCCUCAGAACUUGCCUCUAGGAGGCAGAAAUGGAGCCCACAGCUUCAGGACCAUCCCCUUGGACCCCUGUAUCACAGACCUGUAUUGUGGUAUUAGGACAGAGGACAAGGAGUUUCACCCAAAGGAAGACGUUUUGGAGGAUUUGGAAUCACAGGCAGAAAUGUCAGAAGACUGUGCUGGUGAUAUUUCCCAGGUAUCUGAGCUUGGAGGACUUUGUGAUGACAUAUUAGCCAGAGACUGGGGUGUCCCUGAAGGCAAGAGCCUGGGGCAAUCCACACACCAGGAUGGAGAUUUGAUGUCAGUAACAGUGCUCCUCAAGGGCCCUUUAGGGGAGAAAGGUCUGGACUGCAGUGGUGUUGACCAAAGCUUCAAUCUGAGCCCCAGCCAGAUGACACAUCAGGAAGUCCCUACAAAAGAGAAACUACAUCCAGAUGACACAUAUGGCCAGAGCUUUCAACACAGUGUGUACCUAAGUGGCCAUGAGGGGCUUCCCAUAGCUGAAAGCCCACUCAUAUGUAAUGGGUGUGGAAAAACCUUCAGUGGCAACCUUGACCUUAUUCAGCAUCAGAUAAACAGCACUGGAGAGAAGUCCUGUGAGUGCAGUGAAUGUGGAACACCCUUCAGUCAGAACUCAGUUGUUAAAAAACCCCAGCGAGCUCACUUGAACAUGAAAGCCUACCAGGGGCACACAGGCCCUGCUGGGCAUCAGGGUCUCCCCAGCCGUGAGAAGCUGUAUGUGUGUAAUGAAUGUGGGAAAGCCUUCAGCCAGAACUCAAGCCUUAAAAAGCACCAAAAGUCUCACAUGAAUGAGAAGCCCUAUGAAUGCAACGAAUGUGGGAAGGCUUUCAGGCGCAGCUCCAAUCUCAUUCAGCAUCAAAGAAUCCAUUCAGGGGAGAAACCAUAUGUGUGUGAGGAAUGUGGUAAGGCCUUCAGGCGGAGCUCAAAUCUCAUUAAACACCACAGGGUUCACACGGGUGAGAAGCCUUUCGAGUGUAAGGAGUGUGGGAAGGCCUUCAGCCAGAGUGCACACCUCAGGAAGCACCAGAGGGUUCACACUGGAGAAAAGCCCUAUGAAUGUAACGAUUGUGGCAAACCCUUCAGUCGUGUCUCCAACCUCAUUAAGCAUCACAGGGUUCACACUGGAGAGAAGCCUUACAAGUGCAGCGACUGUGGGAAAGCCUUUAGUCAGAGUUCCAGCCUUAUUCAGCACCGACGAGUUCACACUGGAGAGAAACCGCACGUGUGCAGCGUGUGUGGAAAAGCUUUCAGUUACAGCUCAGUGCUCAGGAAGCACCAGAUAAUCCACACAGGAGAGAAGCCGUAUGGAUGUGGUAUCUGUGGAAAGGCCUUCAGCCACAGCUCAGCCCUCAUCCAGCAUCAGGGCGUGCACACUGGCGACAAGCCCUACGAGUGCCACGAAUGUGGGAAGACCUUUGGUCGCAGCUCCAACCUCAUUCUUCACCAGCGAGUCCACACUGGAGAGAAACCCUAUGAAUGCACUGAGUGUGGAAAGACCUUUAGCCAGAGCUCAACCCUUAUUCAGCACCAGAGGAUUCAUAAUGGGUUGAAACCCCAUGAAUGUAACCAGUGUGGUAAGGCCUUCAACCGAAGCUCCAAUCUCAUUCACCACCAGAAAGUUCACACUGGAGAGAAGCCCUAUACGUGUGUUGAGUGUGGUAAGGGCUUCAGCCAGAGCUCACACCUUAUUCAGCAUCAGAUAAUCCACACUGGUGAGAGGCCGUAUAAAUGCAGUGAGUGUGGGAAGGCCUUCAGUCAGCGUUCAGUUCUGAUCCAACACCAGAGGAUUCACACUGGGGUGAAGCCCUACAACUGCGCUACUUGUGGGAAAGCCUUCAGCCAGCGGUCAAAGCUGAUUAAACACCAGUUGAUUCAUACCAGGGAGUAACUUGUGGGCUAAAAGGAGUAAAACUGAAUCAUGGUUCCUUUCUGACACCUAUGGACCCUUGUUUCAGCCUCUCGCUUCCCAGGCCUGAGGCUCACUCACUGCCCUCCACUCCAUACAAAGCCUGGAGCCCUCCUUGGAAACACUCUUUCCAGACUCCCUCUCCUUCCAUUGCUUUCAGAUCCUGUGACCUCUCGUCUAUGUUUUUUCUGUUUUAUUUUUAUUAUGAGCAGACUGUCACAUUGGUUAGGUGGCAAAGAACAUGAGGGCCACAUAUUCAUGAAUGAAGUUUAUCAUGAUGAUGAAAAUUACCAAAAAGUAAAGUGAUCUUUGAUUGGAGAUAACCACAAUAACUCUUUUGUUAGUCAUGGGAGUGAGUUCUCUGUCAGUGACUCUAUAUAUAUGUAUAUAUAUACAUGUAUACAUAUAUAUAUACACACACACGCAUAUAUACAUACAUAUAUUUACACACACAUUUUUUUUUAAUAUGACAUCAAGUGGAGGGAAUUUUCAGGUCUGAUUGCUCUCUUAUUGUCCCCAGAGGUGGUAUGCCAGUUAUUCAUUCUUCUAUCCCUCCCUUUCUGCAACUUGUACCCAGACCCCCACUGCCUUGCUUCCCUGUGCAUACCUGUGGUCAGUUAGUCAUCCUUGCUGCUGUGCUAUGACCCAGGUCCCAGCCUCUGGUUUCUGUGCCUCCAGUGCUGGACCCACAAUGGCAGCUCUCUCUUUGUACCUCCUUUUCCAGUGAGGAAGCUUCCAGGAUCAAUCUUCUCCCAGAUCAAUCUUCAUCACCAUACAUCUUUUAAGCAAGUACCAGGUGCCCUGCCCUAGGGCCCACCUCCUCAGUGUCCCCUAUGCCCUGAAAAGGAGAAAGGUUAGGUGCAACAUAGAUGUUACAAGAGAGGCCUCUGAACUCCAGCCAGCAAGUUGCAACAACAGAGUGUCGCAGGACCCAGACAGAAUCUGACCUACCACCUGUCAGUAAAUAAAAGUUCUGUUGGGGUACA
This is a messenger RNA of Ictidomys tridecemlineatus (thirteen-lined ground squirrel), 3167 nucleotides long. RefSeq names its product zinc finger protein 16 (gene Znf16). Gene Ontology annotation, biological process: regulation of cytokine production; regulation of immune system process; negative regulation of transcription by RNA polymerase II. The record is from RefSeq and is a predicted model, not a curated record. Gene Ontology annotation, molecular function: DNA-binding transcription repressor activity, RNA polymerase II-specific; RNA polymerase II cis-regulatory region sequence-specific DNA binding. Gene Ontology annotation, cellular component: nucleoplasm. NCBI's taxonomy places the organism in Eukaryota, Metazoa, Chordata, Mammalia, Rodentia, Sciuridae.